Centropristis striata (black sea bass) is the source of this 3359-nucleotide messenger RNA. It is a transcript of the gene gpr176, whose product is annotated as G protein-coupled receptor 176. Gene Ontology annotation, cellular component: plasma membrane. The coding region runs from base 441 to 2174 and encodes 577 amino acids. The transcript has 3 exons. Gene Ontology annotation, molecular function: G protein-coupled receptor activity. The record is from RefSeq and is a predicted model, not a curated record. Gene Ontology annotation, biological process: G protein-coupled receptor signaling pathway. NCBI's taxonomy places the organism in Eukaryota, Metazoa, Chordata, Actinopteri, Perciformes, Serranidae.
AUGGUAGUGUGUUCCCGGUGCUGCAAGCUUCUUUUCCCGGAACGGACACUUCGCAACCCGGUGUGGUUUUAGGUGCACCGGGUGUCAGAGAGCAGCCCGCCUCACUGCGCACGGAUUUCACUGGUUUUCUGCCAUGCAUCCGCAUUGGGGGAUUACGGGUCAUACAGCCUGUGCUUGUUAUUUAAUUUUGCUUUGAUGUGUGAUCAUUUCACCAUGUAUUUUCCUGAUUUAUCAGACAUAUUCACAGACAAAAGAUCUGGUUGCUGGCAGCUGUACGCACUGCCUACCUGUGUCACAUCUUCAUUCACAUCUCUGCUUGCAAGCUUGUAGGGUUUUAGUCUUCCUUUUUUUUUUUUUUUGCAAGGCAUCACACAGAAAUGCCUCUCCAAGGCUGGCUGCUGACAUACCGCCAGCCGUCCUAAACCACCGUCAGGAUCGACAUGGAUAGUGGGAGCCGGGCUGAGACGGUCGGGGACGGUGCAGCCAAUUUCACAGCAGCCCACCUCUGGCUGGAUCUCCUGAACGCCUCGAGCCCGCCGACAAGCUGGGACAGCAGUCCACCUGCCGGCUCGGUGACCGGGCUGGAGGAGCAGCAGCGCCUCAUCCGAGAGCAAGCCUACCGGGACUUCACCACCACCAUCCAGGUCUUCAUCCUCAUAGGUUCGCUGCUCGGAAAUGCCACGGUGUUGUGGUGCACCUGCUGCACCAACGUCUUUAAAACCGUGACCAACCGGUUCAUCAAGAACCUGGCGUGCUCGGGCAUCUGCGCCGGCCUGGUGUGCGUGCCCUUCGACGUGGCCCUGGGAGCCAGCCCUCGCUGCUGCUGGUGGCUUCACACUCUGGUGCUCUGCAAGGCCAUCAAGUUCCUCCAUAAGCUGUUCUGCUCCGUCACUGUGCUCAGCUUCAGCGCCAUCGCACUCGACAGAUACUACUCCGUGCUGUAUCCGCUGGAGAGGAAGAUCUCAGACGCAAGAUCCCGAGAUCUUGUCAUCUAUAUCUGGGUCCACGCGACGGUGGCGAGCCUCCCUGUUUUCGCUGUGACCAACGUGACGGAUGUGUACGUCACCUCGUCCUGCUCCGACGACCACGCCCGCUCCCUGGGCCACAUGGUCUACGUGCUGAUCUACAACGUCACCACGUUGAUCCUCCCACUUGCUCUGGUCUUCCUCUUCAUGCUGCUGAUCCGCAGAGCUCUCAGCGCCAGCCAGAAGAAGAAGGUGAUAAUCGCGGCGCUGCGGACUCCCCAGAACAGCAUCUCCAUCCCGUACGUGUCCCAGAGAGAGGCCGAGCUGCACGCCACUCUGCUGGCUGUGGUGCUGGCGUUCUCAGCCUGCAGUGCCCCCUAUGGAGCCUUAGUAGUUUAUCGCACCAUUUUGGCGGACACAACCCAAGAGCUGCCCAUCGCGCUGUAUCUGACGGCUCUCUGGCUGCCCAAAGUGUCCCUGCUCACAAACCCGGUCUUGUUUCUGACCGUUAACCGAUCAGCGCGUCACAGCUGGCUGGACCUGCUGGCGAGGAUUCACAGACGAUACAGCCGGCGUAACGUGGUCAGCACCGGGGGGCUGGCCUCUUUAGGGGCAGAGGUCGGGAUCGGGGAGCCGGUGGGGCUGGAGACGGCCGGGCGCUCUGGGAGCCAGCUCCUGGAGAUGUUUAACAUCGGGCAGCAACAGAUCUUCAGGCCCUCGGAGGAGGAAGGUGAAGAAGAGGAGGUGGAGAACGAGGUCCCGUCUCAAGCAUCAGCGGGCUGCUCUGGACCCAAAGAGGACCUCAAGGGUGGGUCGAGACUGGGGAGCCUCAGGGGCGAGGUGAUCACCAAAAAGGACCCUCUGCAGGGGACGGGGGGCGGGCUAGUCAUCACCAAAGACUGCCCUCCAUCAAUCAUAGCACCCCGGGCCUCUCCGGUCCACACGUGUGCUUACGCCUCUUCGUCUCAGGUGGCACCAGCGACACCAGCAACACCGAUAGAAGCUGAGGACUCCACGCAGUUUGGGUUUGGACCCUUCGAGCUGCCACCCCAGUGGUUACCAGAAACCAGGAACAGCAAGAAGAGGCUGCUGCCUCCGCUGGGGAACACACCCGAGGAGCUGAUCCAGACCAAGCUGCCAAGGCCGCGGCCCGAACGGAGAAUCAGCAGGAACAACAAGGUCAGCACCAUCCCCACUGUGGACCCCUGAACAGUCCCUGCUGGCCUCUGAUCUGCAACACUGGACACAACUCAUCACAGGGACGGCCUCCUGGGUCGGUCAGUCCUUGGCAGAUUAUUGAUGCGUUGAGCUGCUUGGUGAGAGGUUUACUUUCUACUGGUUGAAACCAUAGAAAUAGAAUAAGACUAGAAUGGACAGUCCCAUUCAAAUCACAGCAGGAUGGUCAGAGAAACAUUUUUUGUGUGAAUUUUUGCCUUGGUAACCCGUUGUAGCAGGCUAAUCUCUCUAUAAACUUAUAGAAGUUCAAACAAACUCGUGGCAAGUUGCAAAAUCACUGUGGGAAGGUUUUGCACUGGCGACCUAACAAGCAGUGGAGCUGAAUGAAGUGUGAAGAGCUAGCUGCUAAAGUAGUGAAAUAGUACAUUGCUAGUGACAACUUUGUUCGGCUCAUUUCCUGUAACCAGUGUAGCAUCAAAGCAUGGUGGAAACAGCACGCUAGCUAACUAACCAGCCGUCGCAAGUUAGCUGUCGUCUUCCUUUGGAACUUUGAGAAGAAAGCAAACCAAUUGAGUAGAAAUAGCAUUUCUUUUGAAUGAAACAUUCAGCUUUCAAACAUUUAAAUAGAACAAAUAAAAAGUCAGAACUGUAAGAGUUAUACAUAAGGUGAAAAGGUGUAGGAAGGUGGUAUAUAUCACUAAUUCUACUAAUUUUAGUUUUAUUGCUGAGGGACCUCCCAAACGCAGCAUUGCUGAGUUCUGACUUCUUGACUUUCAAAGUUGUCACAUGGAUGUGCUGUUCACUCGACACAACAUGUUGUAAUGUGACUGGCCACCAACAGACACAGUCACAUGCUGCACGAUCUUUCACCAGGAGGAAUCACUGAUGAGUAUUUGUGUGAUGAGCAGUCUGUGGGGGGUGUGGGUUGACCUGUAGGUUGGGUGGGUUUGAGCUAAUUACAAAAUAUCAAUGGUUUGAGCGGGCGGGACAAAAAGAGACAAAGCAGCUUUCUGAAUAAAUUUACUACAGAAGCAUUGUGUACAAUUAUCUCUUUAUCUGCCCAUCUUCCCUUUCUCUCAUUUCUCUCUCUCAAACAGAAAAAACACUCAUUCUCUUAAUUUAGUCUCUCUUAAAAACACACCCCAUCACCACUACGAUGCUCAAUAUCUCUUCUUUCAACCCGUGUGCUGUCAUUGGCUAUAGAUCCCAGACAGAUCU